This is a messenger RNA of Strongylocentrotus purpuratus (purple sea urchin), 8979 nucleotides long. RefSeq lists its product as uncharacterized. Bases 688 to 6003 code for a protein of 1771 amino acids. NCBI's taxonomy places the organism in Eukaryota, Metazoa, Echinodermata, Echinoidea, Camarodonta, Strongylocentrotidae. The transcript is spliced from 3 exons. The record is from RefSeq and is a predicted model, not a curated record.
GGUUUUAUUUUUGUUUCCAUUUUUUUGCUGGGGCAGCAACUUCCUCACCACUUGUUAUUAACACUUCAAUCAUGACAAUUCCAGGCCCGUGUAAACACACCCCCAUCACGUCCUUUCAUACUAUCAAAAUUCCUGGCGAAGUUACAAUAGUGCUUUUGUUGCCCAGAAUCUAAAGGUCGAUUGUAAAGUUGUAUUUACACGAUCAGAAUACUACAAAUUGAAGUCGUGUACACAGUACUUUUGGCAGUACUGUCACAUCGGGCUCUGGGACUACUAUGUGCAUCGCGGUAUCCAGGGAACGCUGCUGAAGAGAUAAUGUAUUCUUGAUCUUGAAAAGCUAAUCUUGGGGAAAUGUUUUGUUUUCUCACUGUGACAUCAGUUUUGUUUGAUCGGUGGUUAAUCAAUAUUUGAUUGAGUACAAAGUAUCACGUCGUUGAUGAGUUGCAUGGUCAGUCUAAUGCCCAGUCAUUUUUUGGUCAGUCUUCAAGUGGGCAGGAUAGUAUGUAUGCUGAAAUUGUGAUAUUGUGCUUGGCCUACCGUCUAAUGUUCAUAUUCAUAACACUGGAUCCAUGCUAAACACCUUCGUGAUCAUGUUUGCGGAAGUACACUCCGAGCGAUCGCAACAAACGUGCAACCGAUAGCCCAAUCAGUCACCCUGUCGUCUGCGAUUGCAAACCCUGCUCCAACAUGUCGGUGGCGGGAGAAAAGGAGAAACCUCCUGAAAGUGCGUCUAGCCAGAACGUAACAGAUGUUACUAGGUUUCCAAUCGAAGAUGAAGAUAGCAGGGGCAAAUACAAAAUGCAAGGCGGCGGCACAGUGUAUCGGGUCUGUCUGCUCGGCGACAUGUUCGAGUCGUACUACGCUCUCUAUGGACUCAUAGCUGUGAUGACUGGGAUGUUCACUACCUGGGUCAUUCGCUAUGCUGCCUCAACAAGUACAAGCCGAGAGGAGUCUGACGUGGACGAAUUCGGGACAGACAUCGACAAUCCCGAGAAGUCGCCGUCAAAGGAAGAUCGACGUCGAACAAAUUCAAACGAAGGUCCAGAUGACAGCAGAAUCGGCACGACGGCCGAGAACCCGACACCCGAGAACCCGACACCGACACCGUUACAAGCCAGACCGGAGUCGGCCAACCAACCCGAGAGAGCGAAACGACGGCUCAUUGAGAGUGACAGUGACAGCACACAUAGCAGCUUAGACGACUUCGCCGAUGCCAUGGAUACCGUGGAACAUCCAGACGAAUAUCCGGACAGUUAUAGAUUGAGUGAUGGAGCAGGUGAUAUAUCACGUGAUCAAAACAUGGAGGAGAGGGAAGACGAGCAGUAUCAGGACCAAGCAAGAGAUGAUGCUUUCUUAAUUUUAGACGCUGAUGAUGGUAGUGAACUGUUGCAAGGUAACGGUGAUGCCAACACACCAAAGCAUGCCGAUCAUUGGGUUGAGGAUGUGAAUCUUCCAGAAGAUGUGUCAUUCACAAGUGAGGAGGAUAGUAAUUCGGAUUUUGGGUUAGAUGAAGCUUUGGAAGAGGCCUACGCCAAAUUAGAUAUGCAAGAUAAGGAUGAAGCAUCCAAGAAUAUUGAAGAAAGGACAGUAGGUGAAAGCUACUCUCAUCCUCCAGUGCCCGUGAGCGAGGAUGUGAACCUAAGCUUAACAACCGAGGAAGAAUCGUCUCCUGAAUCUUCAGCUGUUCUAGAAAGCAAUGAUGACAGUCAAAAGACACCUGAUGAAUCAGAAGAUGAUGGGACGUCUGUUGAUAAAGACAUCACCACCGUUCAAACAUCUGUGGAAUACGUCGUGGUCGAAUCAAACGACGUGCCUAAUGCUCCCGUGGUUAAAAAUGCUAUCGAUGACGAUGUCGUCGAAGAUGGCUCGGAUGACACAACGACGUCGAGUGAUGCGGAUACGGUGAAGGACGCGGGAGUCGACGUCAAGGAAAGGGAGCACGAGCUUGACUGGGAUGAUAGGACUGAUAUUGAAAAUGUUGGUGCUGAUGUUAUUGCAAAUGAAUUGUGGAAGGAUGAACGAAUUGAGGUUUUGAAUGUAGUUGCCGAUCGUAUUUCGAAUGAAAUGGUUGACGACAUGUCAUAUGAUGUGGACAGUAGAAACAACACCUUCCAUGAAGAGGUUGCUGAAAAUGUCAGUGACUUCGUACAGCCGGUAGACAGUCAAGAGGUCGAGUGUGUGUUGAGGGAUAACGUAGACAUUGAAAACAAAGUAUCGGACGGAGAAAAGUAUGACGCCAACCGCGUCAGUGUUAUGAAUAUUAUUGUAGAAUCUCUCGCAAAUGAAAUGGUUAGAGAUAUUCUCGAAGAAUCAGUAAUUAAGAGUAGACCCACCGUAGCAGCUGAUGACAAUGAACUUCCACAGACUGGUUUCGAUAGGAAUGGAGAGGAAAAUCAGUUACCGAGUGGUCGUCGCGUUAGUGAUAUCCCAAUCCCACAGAUCAGAAUUGAUAGCGUUGAUGAUGAUGAUUUCGUGGUGGAAGUGAACGUUGGAGAGGACUUUGCGUCACCACAAUUGGGUGAUGAGAAUACAAACACAAGUGCGCUUCCAGAACGAGAUGAUGACCAUAAGGUGCCUAAUGAUGAUGAUUUUGCCAAAGAAGCCUAUAAACCGAGUGAUUACAUUCCAGGGAAUGAUGAAAACCAAAAUCAAACAAAAACACAAACACAAAUUUCCACCAACAUGGAUGUGACUGUGAGCGUAAGGAGCGAUGACGAAUCAGAAAGUGACGUCAAGCAUGAUGUGGAAGUCAACACGAUUCCAGAUGUUCGAAUAGUUGCCACUGUGAAGGCAUCAAGCGGGGAUCCUUCUGACGUCAAAGAUUUGUUGACGAAACUCACGGGUGAGGAUGUACAAUCCAAGGACACUGGUGACGAAGGUGAUUUGGACAAUGACCCGAAGCUCGACAUGGUGGAAUUCAUGGCUACCAUUAGAAGGACAAACAUUGAUGAUUACAGUGAUGAUGACGGUGGUGAUGAUGUUAACCGCGAAAGGCAAGCUGUGGAUGAGGAGCUCAUCUCAUCGGCAGCUGCACGACCAGUGGAAUGUUCAAGUGUAGACUCAUUCUGCUCACGCCCGCAAGAACCAGGGCAAGACCUGGACAUAAGCGAUACUCCAUCCAAAGUUCCCAAAGCCACACCUCAAAAGGUCUGUGAGGAUGACUUGGUUGCUAGCGAUGUGAGGAAGAAGGUGAACGGUCAUGUUAACUUGAAAUCACUUUUGAAAUCACUCAACGGCGAACUGUCGGUGGAUGUCGAUUUAAAUGAUUCUGACGUCGGUGAAGCGAGCCCUCAGAGGAAGAAAGUCAUCACUGAUGAAAUGGUGAGGGAAGCCAUUCAAUAUCUCCUUCAGAGACCUUUCCUGUACUCCUACGGCAUGUACGAUAGUGCAGACGAUCUCUUUUACAAAGCAAUUAUUGAUGAUUCCAACGGCGGUCGGACCUUUGCGCUGGUCAGUAGUCUGUUCGGUAAAGAGAUGACCCCAGAAAAAAAGUCAGCGGUCUUUGCUCUUGUCUCCUCCAAAGAAAACCUCAACGAUGACGACGAUCUUUCUGAAGUCGAUGAACCCAUCUUCCCAGAACCACAGGAUGAGGAAGAGAGCCAAAUUAAUUUUGAGGAACUCUUCGCUUCUCUCGAGAGAAGACCGACUGAAAGAGACGACCAGUUUAACAUUCCACCAAAGCAGGAAGUGAAGGCAGGUUAUAUGGCUGACGCCGCUUCUCUUGAAAUAAGACCAACUGGAAGAGACGACCAGCUUAACAUGCCUCCAAAGCAGGAAGUGGAGGAAGGUUAUAUCGCUGACGCCAGUGGUGGGAUGGAGGAAUCAGUGCCCGUGUCGUCCCAGAGAGUCACCGAGGGCUAUCCUGAAGAAGAGGACACAGUUCCUGAGAGAUUGGGACCAGAUACUAUUUUUGACUCAGACGAUGAUUCUUCCUCAGUCUCAAGUUCAGAUACCUCAGGAACGUACAUCCUCGAUAAUCAAGUGGGACUAGUCGAAGAAGACGAAGAGGAAGAUCAGGAGAGGACAUGGUACAAGGAACCCUCUUACCCACAUGAUACAUCACAUGAUCCCGCAAACCAGUCACGUGAGGUACCCGGUUACCACAGUUACUACCAAAAACAGCUCGAAGAAGAGGAGGAGGUGGAGGAGGAGGAGGUGGAAGAAGAGCCAGAGAAACCGCAAGCUAGCAGGAUGUUCUUCAUCACUAGUGCUAUGCUGGCGCAGGCGAGCGAGCAGCAGAAUGGCGAGUCCUCGUCAGACAAUGAAUACGAGAGACCUCGCAGACAGUCAGACUCAGAUUCUAGCGAGGACUACCUCGAGGAGAUCCCUCCUGGGUAUGGACCUAACAGCGGGAACAGUAGCUGGCCACAGGACCUGGUUACUCAACACCAGUAUCUUCCCGCGGACGACCCCACCAGAUCUUACCCGAGCGAGGUCCCGACUGCAGAAUAUGAUUAUGACAAUGGUAUGAGGUUUAGACCGAUUUCUGGUGGAGAGUCAUCUGUUGAACCGACCCCACGUUAUCCCACUUCUCAAGCACUUAAAGACAAUCAAGAGAUCAAACAUCCGUCGCAAAACGGACACCACGUAUUCAGCGACUAUGACUCUUCUUCUGAAUUGUUAGAGAUCGAAAAACAGGGACAGAAACUAUUUCCAUCAUCAUCGCAGCAUGAUGAUAACCUCCCUCCACAAAAGAUCGAAAAAUUGCAGACUAGUGAUGAAAGCAUUGAUUAUUUGCCUGCUCGACUCUUGCCCGCAGCUGAGCAUACUGUGACAAAGAAGAUGAAUUACCCUGACGAGACGGCUCCUACACGCAUUACAGAUUUGUUGGGAAAUGGUACACAGAACAACGGUCAGCAUCCUCCAGAAGAUUUUAGGUGCAUCCCAGAACCCACUAUUACCAGAGACAUGGCCGUACCGGAGCAGUUACAACCUGUAUUUACGCGACCAGUUUUCCAUCAAGGUUUACCGGAGGAUGAACCGCACGCGCAGUCAUAUGAAUCGCUGGAAAGCUAUCCUACUCGUCAUCCAGAACCAAGCAUGGUAUCAGCCGAGUAUGCGAAGACUAACGGACAUACCGAGCCAUUGAGCCAAAGUGAUGACAGUAUGUGGUUGCAUUCUGAUUACCGAGGCUACUCUGGGUCAUCAGAAGAUGGUGGAGUUGAUUACGAUGAUGAUACAUCGUUCGCUUCUGGAGAGCGUAUGUUCGCCUUAGUAGGCCUACGGAGCCAUUCUCCACCCGCUGCUCUCUCAGUGACUGCUUCCAUCGAGGUAUAUCGGGCUGAAGAGCACAUGGAAACUCAAAGGAGCCUUUACUCAUAUGAGAUCAGCAAGGGCAUCGCAGGUCCAGAGGGCAAGAUGGUCAAACUACAGGAACAGUCGUUCUCCUUCGAACAUCAUUCCGACAUUUAUGUAGAGUCAACAGACAGCCGGUAUGAUGUGGUCAUCUCCGAUAGCGUCUCUGACAGCGCUGGAGAACAGUUCCUGAAACUAGGACAAGUUGAAAACCAUCCCGAACAACCCCAUGAACAAUCACAGUCGUUUGCAUCCGAUCGUCGUUCGGAUAAUGCUGAAGAUUCAUUAGACAGCCCUGGUGAGGGUUUCAGCAUGAAUGAGACAGUCACAGCUGAUUUCGCCGGAGAGCAAUGCGCACCACCAGGACAAGCAACUGACUACCAGGCGGAAGACUUCAAGCUUGAUCUUCCCUUUGACUCAGCCGGAGAGGAACUGUCCGAGAGAGAAGGUCUGCAGCGUCAGGUGGAGUCCUUGAGCGAACUCUUGUCGGAGAGAACCUUAGACAUGCAGAGGUUCAAAGACGACUAUCCGUUCCUGGAUCGGAUCAUGGGCAACCCUAAAGAAGGUGUGGCGGGGUACGAAGAAGGACAGCUCAUUGGUUUGUUAGAGACAUACAGGCAACUGGAGGAAGAUGUACUCGAACUGAUGAAUAUCUACAAAGAGACCAAAACUCAGCUUACAGAAUUAGAUCAAAUGGAGAGAGCGUAAGAUGUAAUAUACAACUACAUUAUUUGAGACUUUAAUUCUGUUUCAUCUUUUCCAUUCUUUCCGACCUCUUCCAAAUUGUCUUGACCUACACCUUAAUUUAUACCACAUUCAUAUAUAUAUAAUUUCAAUUCUAGUGUACUCGAUAUACCUUCUACUGUUUUGAUUCUCCGCACAAUGAUUGUUUUGUAGAAAUGAAUGUAUAACUUGCCGCGUGCGUCGAAUCAUGACUAAAAAUUUCCAUAAUCUGGGAUAACUGAGCAUGUAGAUUUAACGUCGGUUCAGCUUUUCUUAUUGUCAAGUUAUUUCAAAAGCAAUUUUAUCCACACGAGAUUUAAAUUACACAUGUUUGGUCUACCCUGAAAAUUACGUAUAUUUGAAAAUGUGAAGUGCAUUCCACUUUUUCCAUGGUAAUGAUACUUUAUCAAAGAAAGCAAAAGGAGACAUUUAUAUCGGCAGGACCGCUAACGUUUAUAUUAUAUGGCGCUGUGCGCAGGGUAUAAGUUAGAUUCUAUUUCGUCACAAUCAGAUAAAAGUAGCAGAAUAUUUUACUUAAAACACUCCAUUAUUUUAAAUGAUAGAUACUUAUAUCUCCCAUUUCUGUGUGUCACGUACAAUCAGGAAGUUUAAAUAUCUUAGUUAAUAUUAAUAUCAUCGCAAAUGGGAACUAUUUUUAUACGUUAAUGAUGGUCAUAUUCCUCAUAUUUAAAUUUUCAAUGUUCUAAAUUGUAGAGGUUAUAAAUUAUUGUAAGAUUAUACAUUAGGCCUACAUAAUUAUAAUCUUACUGGAUAAUAAUGCAUAAAUGUUUUUGUGAAAUCGAAGCCUCGAUCCAAUACCAUGCCCACUAUUUCAAGUUGAUAUAUCGGCAACAACAAAAAAUCAUGGUCAGAAAAGGUGUUUGAAAACGAGUUUAUGUAUAUAUGCUGAAGAAGACAUUGAUUUAUUCUUCCAAACUAUGUCAUAAAUGACAAAACUUAUAUACCAAAUACUUGUUAUAAUUAUGAUCGACUAUGUAAUUCAAUCACACUUUGAGUAAACUUAUCAUAAAUGUUGCAAAAUGCAUUCACAGUAUGUAAAGAGUAUAGUCCUCUGAAUGUCGCCUUCAAUUUACUGACAAAGGAUUGUGUGAUACAGCCUUAUUACAUAGAUUGCAACAUCUUCUUUGCGAUUUUAAGAUAAUUAUUUCUUAAUCUCUUAGAUAUAUUUCUAUUUCAAUUAGUCUUCCAUUUCUUACAUGGGCCUUAUUUUUUAGAAAUAGAAAUGCUUUAAUGAAAUUUUCUGAAAGCGGGGUGUGGUAUAUUUUUUCUUCUGAAAUACAUGUAUCAUAUUUCUGUAUGACAAGCAGCUAUUUUCGCCGACAUUUUCCACUCGAAGAGGACGAGUUUUUGCAUCUUAUCUAACCUCAUUUUUCAUGUUUGGGUGAGCUAACAAGUACUGUGAAUACUUCACGUGUCUGAAAUAGUAAGAAACGCCUUUUAAAUCCGCUUUCAAUAAUGAAACUGUUCUAUGAACAUUUCCAAAUCAUCAAUUUCCAAACAUUAACUUUUCCUGCACAGUGUAUUAAGUGCUCUAAUCAUUUUGUGAAUGUGUGGAAUAUACGUUUUUAUUUCUUUAGUAUUUAAACAAAAAUAUGUCAAUCUAGAUGUUUAUAUAACAACGUAAGUCUACCUUGCCGCGCUAUAAAGACUGGAAAGAAAACUUGAACGGGCAAAUGAGUAACAGCAACAUCUCUAAAGUAGAUUCGAUGAUCAUUUUUUUAAUCACCUUGUGAAGGGUAUAACUAAAAUGAUUCAUAUUGGAAAAAAAAACAGUGAAUAUAAAGAUUCUAUUCCAUGCAACAAUGGAAUUGUGGUUACUUAUCGGUGCUCUUAAAGUCAACAUGCCUAAGAUAUUUGAAGAAUAUAGUGUCUUAUUGAUAUUUCGCACUUUCUCCAUACUUGUCAUUUUUUUGAUAAAAGUUUCCUAAUAAUGUAUAUAAAAUUGAGCAUAUACACUUUUAGGAUUGAUGAAGUUAUAAGAUUAUAAUUUAACCCCGGCGAGUUAUUCGUAAAUACAACCGAAUUUGUAAACAGUGUGAAAACUUAGCAGAACAUAAUUAUCAGGCCCCUGUUUCAUAAAACUUGUCAUUAAUAACUGUUAUUAGCUUCUAAAAUCGAAGCAUCUGAUUGGAUAAGAGCUAAUUUGUCAUAACAUUUUAGUAUUUUGUUAAUGAUAACAAGUUUUAUGAAACAAUGUCCAGGUGAUUGUAAAUACAUGUACACCGAUUAUAUCUCGGCGGUCUUUUGACAACAUAUUUUUGGGGACUAUCACGAAAUUGAAAUUGUUAGGUCUAGUCAGGGACAUAUCCCUGGUCUAGUGCUGCUCCUGAACCGUGCAUUACUCAUGACCCUUCGGCCUCGCGGACAAUCGGUUAACUGCAGGCUACAGCCCUGUAAAUGAGCAUCUAAAAAAUUUGUUUCUAUGUUAAUCGCCUUUAUAUUGUAUUUAAGUUUCAAGUUUCAAGUUUAUUUAUUUCACUUUAUCAAAAGUAAAAUAAUUGAACAUAGUGAACCUGGAAAUUAUUAUAACUAAACAUACAAUAUAGAAAACAUAAUGUACAUAGUAAUAGUUAUAACAGAGGAUGCAAUCAUAUAAAUCAAUCAAUUAAGUGGGGGAUCUACUAAAAAGCAAAGCUUGUAGUAGAUUUUAAUCAUUUAGUAAUCAUAGGCAUAUAUGUCUGAUUAUGAUAUGUAAUAGGCAAACAAUAUUAUGACUAAUUAGAAUUACGACACAUCAUUUUGUGUGUGUAGAUAUAACAUAAUGUAUAUAUAUGUAUAUUUCAAUAUAUUAUAUUUCAAAUUUGUUUAGAUGUAAUUCUAUAUCUUUGUAUCAGUCUGUAAAUAUACCAAAAACCUUUUGUAAAGUUUGUAUUUCGUUCUGAUUCGAAAUACACGAAUUUUGUUUUUAUAUAGAGAAGACAAUCUUGCACAAAAAACCUG